AUGCUUUCACGAAAACGUAUCAUAGCAGCAACAGAUGUACAUAAAGAACCGGAAUUUACAAUUUCAGAACGAACAGAAGCUUUUGCUUCAUUUGUUCAACAAAGAAUUUGGCUUCAUGACCAACUUUAUUCUCAUUCUUCCGACCUUGUUCUUCAUACUGCUGUUCGGUUUAAUCCACAAAGUAAUCAAAUCGAACAAUAUAUUCAAGCUGCUACCGAUGAAAUCUAUUCAUUUCAACAUUCACGUGGUAUUAAUACAUCAGAAGAGCUUGACCGAUUACUUACCAAGGAAUCGAUAGGAAAAUUUUUCGAUUUUGAAAAAGGCAAAGUGUUAAGAUGCCAUAUAGUGCAGCGACAAGAUAAUAAUAAUGCUGAUGCUGAUGGUUUAUUAUAUGACAAUGAUAUAAUUGCUCUCAGUUUUCAUCAUAUUGAAUUUGACAAUAGUUCACUUAUGCCAUUUAUAAAAGCAUUUAAACAAAUAGAUUUGGCUAAUAAGCAACAAUCAAUAUUAUCAGUUCCACAAUAUAUUGAUUUUGCAUUAUAG
This is a messenger RNA of Adineta steineri, 543 nucleotides long. The record is from the annotation of a GenBank genome assembly. Lineage: Eukaryota; Metazoa; Rotifera; Eurotatoria; Adinetida; Adinetidae.